Messenger RNA from Neurospora crassa OR74A, 2402 nucleotides. It is a transcript of the gene ubi, whose product is annotated as ubiquitin. Gene Ontology annotation, cellular component: nucleus; cytoplasm. Gene Ontology annotation, molecular function: ubiquitin protein ligase binding; protein tag activity. Gene Ontology annotation, biological process: protein ubiquitination; modification-dependent protein catabolic process. NCBI's taxonomy places the organism in Eukaryota, Fungi, Ascomycota, Sordariomycetes, Sordariales, Sordariaceae. Bases 933 to 1850 code for a protein of 305 amino acids. The record is from RefSeq and is a predicted model, not a curated record. The transcript is spliced from 3 exons.
CUGUUUGCCUCUCGGUGCCCUCGAUCGGACCACGUCAUUGACCGCUCACUUCGUUGGGGGGUUCGCUUAUCAAAUGCGGGGAACCAGCAAGGUGCACGUCGGUAUUCCAUGAUGCCAGCUGGACUGCUGCUGUGUGAAGCAUCGAGCAAGAGGCCAUCAACAACCUGAUAGAGGGAACAAUUAUAAUAACAUGGAGAGAAGCUUGUCAAGAUGCUGGCAAAGUAACGAGAAGUCGAGAUGGCACUCUCGGAUUUGUAAACAACUGAAACUCGAAGGGCAAACAGCCCGGCUGAGGUGACUGACGCAUUGACGGGCAAACGGCUGGGUGAGUGCCCGCCACUGCAGAAGGCGUUGACAGUGCGAUCAAUCAGCCGCGGUCACUGUUGGGGGGGAUGUCCAACCACUCCUGCCAACGGGCAACAGCCAACAGUCAAGGGGGAAACUGUCGUCUGACUGGCUUCUUCUCGCGCCUUCCCUCCACUUCUCUGUCACUCCCAACCGCCAAGUGGCUUGUGCGUGGCCUGUCAGUGAAGGUGAGUGACACACCACUCACACCGUGGCAGGCGUUGCAAACGGACCAGUGACGAUCGACUUGGGACCUGGCACCUUUCCGCUUCCACUCCAGUCCCGUCACCUCUUCCCCUUCACUCAGCCCCCCCGCUUCGCUUCCCUUUCCAGGCAGUGGAAGCCUGGCCCCUCCAAGUUCGCCAUCCUGAUUCCUGCCACUUCCGCCGCAGCCAGCACCUGAACCUACUUAUUUAAUCCUCCCCGCCCAUCUGCAUCCCCGAUUCCAUUUCUUCCGCUUUCACCAUCUCUCUCCAUCGCCAUCAUCGCAGGAGUGUUCAUCCACGCACAUAUCAUUCCCGCCACUCGAUUCUAGUCAUUUCGCUUCAUCCAUCAACAGUCCAUUCGUCCACUGCACAACCCCCAUCAUGCAGAUUUUCGUCAAGACUUUGACCGGCAAGACCAUCACCCUCGAGGUCGAGUCGUCGGAUACCAUUGACAAUGUCAAGCAAAAGAUUCAGGACAAGGAGGGCAUUCCCCCCGACCAGCAGCGCUUGAUUUUUGCCGGCAAGCAGUUGGAGGAUGGCCGCACCCUUUCCGACUACAACAUCCAGAAGGAGUCUACCCUCCACCUUGUCCUCCGCCUGCGCGGUGGUAUGCAAAUCUUCGUCAAGACUCUUACCGGCAAGACCAUCACCCUUGAGGUGGAAUCGUCCGACACUAUCGACAACGUCAAGCAAAAGAUCCAAGACAAGGAGGGCAUUCCUCCCGAUCAGCAGCGUCUCAUUUUCGCCGGCAAGCAGCUUGAAGACGGCCGCACUUUGAGCGACUACAACAUUCAGAAGGAGUCUACCCUUCAUCUCGUUCUUCGUCUACGCGGUGGUAUGCAGAUUUUCGUUAAGACGCUUACCGGCAAGACGAUUACUCUCGAGGUUGAGUCUUCCGACACCAUCGACAACGUAAAGCAAAAGAUCCAGGACAAGGAGGGUAUCCCACCUGAUCAGCAGCGUCUCAUUUUCGCUGGAAAGCAGCUCGAGGAUGGUCGCACCCUCUCCGACUACAACAUUCAGAAGGAGAGCACCCUGCACUUGGUGCUCCGUCUUCGUGGUGGUAUGCAGAUUUUCGUCAAGACCUUGACGGGCAAGACGAUUACGCUGGAAGUCGAGUCUUCGGAUACGAUUGAUAACGUGAAGCAAAAGAUCCAGGACAAGGAGGGUAUCCCGCCUGACCAGCAGCGUCUGAUCUUUGCUGGUAAGCAGUUGGAGGAUGGCCGGACCCUCUCUGAUUACAACAUUCAGAAGGAGAGCACUCUUCACUUGGUGCUGCGCCUCCGUGGCGGCCAGUAAGCGGAUUGUCGUCUUUGUUUCUGAUUCUUGAUGACGAGCAAGGGUUCAUUUGGGCGUUCAGCGUUUAUUGGGUUACUUAUUGCAUCCAUGGGUUGGGAAAUGAUGACAACCAUGAAACAGGGCAUAUCUAGCCGAAUCUAAUGGCACACGCUUCAUACAUACAGCGAUGCCAUAAUAAAGACUAUAUUUACGGUCUCAAACAUGAUGUCUCUUGGUGAUUUGCUUGUGUCUCAAUUCGUGAGCUUUUGUUAUUCCCGUCAACCUGUCAUCUGGUCAAUUGGGGAUGGAGUCGGACGUGUAAGUCAAGAUGGUGGUGCAGUGGGUUGGUACACACCGUGCGAGGUGACCGUUGCGUGGCCGAAAGUGGCGCCCUUUUUUGGUGGACAAGAUGCAUCAUACGUGAAAGAUACGUACCGACCGCCGAGUUCAGUUCGCGCUAGUCCGGCCGUGGAGCCCUCCCUCCCCCCCUGUGAAGGACGAUCCAACGUCCAACGUCCAACGUCAAGUUCGUAGUUGUGGAAGGUUGAAUGUGAAGAGGACAUCCGGAAGGAC